Messenger RNA from Gamsiella multidivaricata, 483 nucleotides. RefSeq lists its product as uncharacterized. Gene Ontology annotation, cellular component: mitochondrion. NCBI's taxonomy places the organism in Eukaryota, Fungi, Mortierellomycota, Mortierellomycetes, Mortierellales, Mortierellaceae. The transcript is spliced from 2 exons. The annotation marks the transcript as partial. The record is from RefSeq and is a predicted model, not a curated record.
AAUCACAAUUUCAAUACCAACAAGAUCGUAUCAAAACUGGAGAAUAAUGGUUUCCAACGCGGACAAGCCGAGGGUAUUAUGCGCAUCAUGAAGUCCUUGAUCGGACAGCACACGAACAAGAUCAGGAAGAACAUGCUGACAAAGGGCGAUCUUGAAAACGAAUCGUAUCUGUUCAAGGCAGCAUUAACAGAGCUCAGGACCGAGCUCCAGAUCCUACGAAAGAACGAUGCAGCAGCUCUCGCGAUCAGGACGGAAAUCAUCUCGCGAGAGAUCGAUUCCUUGAACCAAAAAUUACGCGAGGAUAUCGCCAAUGUCAAGAACGACAUCGCCAUCGAUAUGAACAGCCGUAAGAGCGAUGUGCGAGAGGAGCAAAAAGCACUCGAGAUCAGGAUCCAAUCGAUGAGCAAUCACUACAUGGCACAGCUCGGAGACAUGCGGACCAAGAUGGAAGCUGCAAAAUGGGAGACAACUCGCAAGGGCAUG